UUUCUUAUCCUUACAUAAAUAUUCAGUAUCUAACAAUAGCAACAUGAACAAUAACCCAUACAGUUAUACAGUUUAUUACUUAGUAACUGAUGAUGUUUGCUAAUGCUAAUGACUCCACCCGUACAUUGCAGGAUAUUUCAUCAUUUUAGGACAAAUGCAUAACAUGGAUAUUUCCCAUCUCAUUUGAGUCAGACACUAAAGUACACAAAGCCUAUUUGUAUGUUCAUGUUUUCUGUUCCGAGCUCCAGUUUAUUGACACUUACUCACAGUAGUGUUUACUAUUUCUUCAUCCAUACUGAUAUGGGGGAGGUCAGCGCUGCCGUUAUUUACCGGACACAACCAGGAUCACAAGUCAGCUUUAUUCUACCAAUAGAAUUACUCGCUUAAGAUCAUUUUACCAUGCUACACCUCGGGAUAUCUUGGAAGAUUUAUCUUGGAUUUGCUUUCCUGUCAUGUGGAGGGCAUCACUGCGUUUCAGCGAGCCGUUACUGCGAUGCUCCCACACUGGAUGGAGGUUAUUUAGUUCCUGAACAGGACACAUAUAACCAUGGGACAGUGUUGUUUUACGCAUGUGAGAAUGGACUCAAGCCGGCCGUGGAGGGUUGGUGGGCGACGACGACAUGCCGGGACGGUAAAUGGUCCACUCGACCACAAUGUAUAGAUAUCAACAAUUGCAUCCCACUCGUGCUCCCUCAUGGUAAAUACCAUUCCAGCUCAGAGGGUUGGUACAUGAACGGCUACACAAUCAGGGUAACAUGUGACACUGGAUACGUGCACAGAAACUGGGACGCUACAGCGCUUUGUGCAAAUGGAACAUGGACCUCCGUGCCAGUCUGUGAGCGAAGUACCCAGGCAUGCAAUGAACCCCCCAAAGUCCCACACGGCGUCAUCGUCAACCAGAACCCUAAACAGGAUGUGUAUGCGUCUGAUACUGAAGUAGUGUAUGAGUGUGAGGAUGGAUACAAUGUACAAGGAGGACACGUUAAAAAGUCCAUCUUUUGCAUCGCUGGGAACUGGACAACAGCGCCUGCUUGUGUCAGAGAAAUAAAGCCAACUCCUGCAGGCGGUGGAUCCACAACAUCUACUGAAGGGAGAAGACCAGGUAGUGGUAAGGAUGGCUCUGAAGUGGGCGGAAGAGGAAACACUGGCGGGGUCGACCGGUGCGGAACAGCUCCCAUCGUCCCAAAUGGUGACAUCGUGGAAAGGAACCAGAUGUUUUUGAAGUACCAGUGUGCCAGUUUCUACACACGAGUGGGUCCAAGGAGGGUGGUGUGCCACAGCAAUGGCCAGUGGUCCAAAAUACCCAUCUGCAAAGCUGCCUAUUGUUCUGUGGACACCAGUGAACGCACCCAGUUGAAAGAUGUUGGGGUGAAAUUUAUAAACAGUGGUGAGAAGGUGAGGUUGGAGUGCGUGAAACUGGACCACUGGCUGACGAAUCAUUAUUCGGUGGCGUCGUGCAAUAAUGCAGAGAUAACAUUUACUAGAUGUUGUAACUGGUGGGAACUGAAGUGGAAUACAUGCUAACAUGGAGAUUGACAGCUCUUCUGAUUCACCGCCUUAUAUAAGAAAAUCCCGAUGGCCCCAAACAUAAGACGGCCCUGAAUUUAAGACGCCCCCGGAUAUGAGACCACACUGAACAUAAGACCACCCUGAAUAUAAGACAAACCUGGAUAUAAGACCACCCCGAAUAUAAGACAAACCUGAAUAUAAGACCACCCUGAAUAUAAGACAACCCUGGAUAAGGCAACCCUGAAUAUUAGACUACUCAGACAACCCUGAAGAUAAGACAAACCUGAAUAUAAGACCACCCUGAAUAUAAGACAAACCUGAAUAUAAGACCACCCUGAAUAUAAGACAAACCUAAAUAUAAGACCACCCUGAAUAUAAGACAAACCUGAAUAUAAGACCACCCUGAAUAUAAGACAAACCUGAAUAUAAGACCACCCUGAAUAUAAGACAAACCUGAAUAUAAGACCACCCCGAAUAUAAGACAAACCUGGAUAAGGCAACCCUGAAUAUUAGACCACUCAGACAACCCUGAAUAUAAGACAAACCUGAAUAUAAGACCAUCCUGAAUACGACAACUCUAAACAUAAGACGACCCAGGAUAUAACAAUCCUGAAUAUAAGAUGACUCUAAACAUAAGACAGCCUCGAAUAUAGAACCAUUCUGAAUACAAGACAACCCUGAAUAUAAGACCUAUAAGAUGACCCUAGAUAUGACAACCCUCAACAUAAGACGACCUUGAAUAUAAGAUGACCUAGAGUGUUAGACAACCCUGAAUUAAAAAAUACCUUGAAUAUAAGACAAUCCUGAAUGUAAGACCUCCCUGCAUUACUCGUUUAGCAACACUUGGAAGCAAAGGUUUGGUCUGAAAUUCGAGGAACACUAUUUGUUUAUCACUUACAAUGCAAAUAUUCACAUACAUAACAUACAUGUUGAGCUGGUGUGAAUAAAAUGUAGUUUGGAAAGCAA
Molecule: messenger RNA, 2475 nt
Organism: Doryrhamphus excisus (bluestripe pipefish)
Lineage: Eukaryota; Metazoa; Chordata; Actinopteri; Syngnathiformes; Syngnathidae
Product: complement factor H-related protein 1-like
Source: RefSeq, a predicted model, not a curated record